Molecule: messenger RNA, 2618 nt
Organism: Drosophila biarmipes
Lineage: Eukaryota; Metazoa; Arthropoda; Insecta; Diptera; Drosophilidae
Gene: Sox100B
Product: transcription factor SOX-10
Exons: 3
Coding region: 159-1757 (532 amino acids)
Biological process (GO): regulation of transcription by RNA polymerase II
Cellular component (GO): nucleus
Molecular function (GO): RNA polymerase II cis-regulatory region sequence-specific DNA binding; DNA-binding transcription factor activity, RNA polymerase II-specific
Source: RefSeq, a predicted model, not a curated record
CGUCGCGUCCAGAGUUUAGCCGUGUCGCAAGCCCCAUUGAAAUUCCCGAGAUCUGCGUGGGCGAACCCGAAGGAUAAAAGAGUGAUUUUGUGACUCGGAUAGUUACAUGACAGUGGUCGAACUUCCAGGUUGGAGAACUCAGUAAAGUGCCCUUGAAAAUGAGCGAAAGCGCCAGCUCCAACUGUUCCAAGGAGCGAGCCAAGCCGGUGGAAACCCUCGUCCUCGCCAACUAUGCCCUGAAAGCCGAGCAGAAGAAGGCCCAGGGACAGGGUGGCCGCAAGGAGGACGAGCGCAUCACCACCGCGGUGAUGAAGGUGCUCGAGGGCUACGACUGGAACCUGGUUCAGGCAUCGGCCAAGGCGCCCACCGACCGCAAGAAGGAGCACAUCAAGCGCCCCAUGAACGCCUUCAUGGUCUGGGCCCAGGCAGCCCGACGGGUCAUGUCCAAGCAGUAUCCGCAUCUGCAGAACUCGGAGCUGAGCAAAUCGCUGGGCAAGCUGUGGAAAAACCUAAAGGAUAGUGACAAGAAGCCCUUCAUGGAGUUCGCCGAGAAGCUCCGGAUGACGCACAAGCAGGAGCACCCGGACUACAAGUACCAGCCCCGGCGCAAAAAGGCGCGCACAGUGCCCAGCCAGCAGGCCGGAGAGGGGGGAUCGGGAUCCCCGGGACCAGAAAUGGCUUUGUCCGCCAAUCCGGGACACUCCGGGAAGCCGAGGAGCAGCAACCCAAAUGGCCAGCGGCGGGCUGGAAAAUCAAAUGCAGCUGGCCUGGCAGGCUGCCCCUCGACCCUCCCGAAUUCCAAUAUAGGCACGGGCUCCUCCUCGUCGGAUGUCUUCAGUAAUGAGGCCUUCAUGAAAUCCCUGAACAGUGCCUGUGCGGCCAGUUUGAUGGAGCAGGGACUCAUCGAGGCUGGAUUGGACUCGCCCUGCUCCACCACCAGCUCGCUGUCCUCCCUGACGCCCCCGGCCACGCCCUACAGUGGAGCCUCCUCGGGAGCGAAGUCCGCGGCAGCAGCAGCUGGGAAUAACCCCAGUCUCCUGCUGCGCCAGCUAAGCGAGCCAGUCGGCAAUGCUGGCCAUGAUUAUGGAGUGCUGCUCGAGGCUGGCCGGGAGUAUGUGGCCCUAGGUGAGGUCAACUACCAGGGGCAGGCGGCGGCGGUGGGCGGGGGCCAGGAAAUGGACUUCCUGGAGAGCAUGAAUGGGUAUGUGGGCGGCUAUGCGGCCAGUCGGGUGAACUACCCCGGCUACUCGUACCCCGCAAACGGGGGGCAGUUCGAGGAGCAGGCGGCGUCACAGGCCAGUGGAGCCUUAAAUUACAAGCCAACAGCAGCGGCGGCAGCCACCGACAUCGAUCCCAAGGAAAUUGACCAGUAUCUCAUGGAUCAAAUGCUGCCCAUGACGCAGCACCACCACCCGCUCCACCAGCAGCUGCACCACCACCCCCAUCCGCAGCCCCACACGCCGCUGCACCACUCGCCGCCUUUGAACUCCUCCGCCUCGCUCUCCUCGGCCUGCUCCAGCGCCAGCUCGCAGCAACCGGUGGUGGAGUACUACGACCACUUGGGCUACUCCCCGGCAGCCUCGAGCCAGCAGACCCCGAACUUUGGCCCCCAGCAAGCGUAUGCCAGUGCCUCCCUGACCCCCACGCUGGGUGACCCCGCUCCGCAGCAGCCGGAGCUGCAGUCCCAGCAGCAGGAGCAGCACCAGAAUCCAUCGCAGCAUCAUCUGUGGGGCACUUACACUUAUGUCAAUCCCUAAGCUACUUCAUUUGCACAUUUGUUGUCCGGCACUGCAAGAAAGGAGUGGUUACUCUGGUAUUCCCAUUUUGUACAGAAGUAUGUAAGAACUCUACAAUUAUUUGUGGCAAAACCUCUUAGUCCCCCUACUUAAUGUUUUCAAUGAGAAUAGCAUUGAAAUAACUACAUUUCAUACUGAUUCAAAACUGAACCCCAAAAAUAGCAAUUCAUUUUGCAUAUUCAAAAUUGUUAUUUUUAUUGUUUUUAAAGGUAAAUUAAUUUACUGAAAAUACUGUAAUCCUAACUCUUAUUAGGCCAUUCGAAUAUUUAAUUAAAUAUGUAUCCCAUAUCCAGUAGAGAAGAAACUUAGGGUUUGGUAUUAUACUAUUAUCCUACUUUGCGCUAGUAAGAAGGCAGGAUGAACUGCUAUUUUCCCAGUGUACCACCCCCUGCACUUCCGUUUCCUCCCCUCUUUACGGGUCACUUAGAUGGCUUUCGUUUAUUGGUUUAUUGUCUGUGCAAUGUCUGUGUGAGUGGGUGCCUGUGCAUGUGUGUGUUUUUGGCUCGAGGGUCUUUUUGAAGAUUCCCUGCAAUUUAAGCUAAUCGCUGCGAUUUCGUUUAUGGCUGCAUUAUUCCUCUCCCCAUCAAUAUGCAAUCCAGCAGGAAUCGAAGAAUAAGCAAUGGCCAUGCAAUCUAAAUGGAAAUGGCCGAAAACGUUUGUGAGAUGUCCAGAAUACCGAGUUCAUAGCUAAUUGGAAGCAAUAUAAACUAGUAGUUAUAUUUGUAAAUGUAAGAACGUAUUUCCUAGAAUUGGCAAAGAGAGUAUACGGAAAUGUACGAGCAAUAUUAUUAAAGUUAGUCGAAGUAAAUUAAACAAUAUAAU